AUGGACGCUAGCAAACGAUCUAUGGAAUCGCUAGACACGGAGCCACCCCAGAUUCACGUUUUGAAGAAACGAAAAAUCGACCUAACCAAGGAUUUAGACAACGCCAGGAAGCCGUGGAGGGCAAGAGGAUCCUUUGAUCUCCAAUUCUGGACUCAAGCCGUCAAAAUCGAAGAAAUCAGCCUAGAGAGGUCUGAGUUGUCCCGUAAAAUCUCCCAUCACCAAUUUGAAGGCGAUCCGGGCAAUUGGUCAAAAACAGAUGAGGCUAAGGCCAUAUUGGAGUCGAUUAAAGCCCAGGAACAGUCAAAAAAGAUUUGCCAAGAGAGAGUAGAUCAGCUACAAAACGCACGAGAAGGAAGAAGCCUGCGCGCUUCAUACAUGAAGCUUUUCACGACCUCUAGUAUGGGACUAGCCAUGCAAAAGAAUGUAGGCGCUGGCCCGCGAGAUUCCAGAGUCCAGCAACAAUUCCGCGAUAAAUUGGUUGAGGCAUAUGGGGCUCGUCACUCAUCAGAACCCUGGCUUUGGUGUUCGAUUCUAGGCCGGUACAUUGAAAGCGAAGAUGUGACAGCAUCCCAUCUUUUCCCUUGGCGCAACGGCCAGGAUACAAUGGAUGCCAUUUUUGGUCAAAAGCGACCUGCAGAGCUAUUCCUGCCGCAGAACGGUCUGCUAAUCUAUAAAGGGCUCGAAAAGUACUUCGACGCUGGAAAAUUUGCGAUUGUUCCUACUUUGGCAGAAGGGACGCUACUGUCCGAGGUCAAGCGUUGGGUUAAGUGUGAUCAACGCGAAUAUCAAAUCAAGAUUAUAGAUCCAGACUGGGAGAAGAGAGACACUAGAGUCGCAAGUUGGUCUGAUAUCACUUUUGGAAACCUCGAUGGUCGCAAACUUGUAUUCAAGACCAAAUUCCGCCCGGCAGCCCGGUAUUUGUAUUUCCACUACUGCAUGGAAGUGUUACGAAUGUGCUGGCAGCACAGCAGUCAAGGAAAAUCUAGCAAUGCAUCGCAUUUGCUCCAAUCCGAGCAUGGAAAGCCAUUUUGGGGCACUCCAGGAAGAUACUUACCUCGAAACAUGCUUCUGGGCUUAGUUGAGGAACUCGGUCAUGACUAUCGAUUCCUAAUGGUCGGCGCCACAACCAGUCGAUUGGAGGAUGACGACCUCUUAUUGGGCGCCAUGGCAAGUCACGUACAAAAGCGAACCUCGAUUUUGGAUCGUGAGAUUUUUGACCCUCCAGGAAGCGAAGCGUCAUGCUCGGAGGGCGAAGCUUCAUGCCUGGAAGAGACAGUCUCUACAUAG
Messenger RNA from Penicillium soppii, 1287 nucleotides. RefSeq lists its product as uncharacterized. The record is from RefSeq and is a predicted model, not a curated record. Bases 1 to 1287 code for a protein of 428 amino acids. NCBI's taxonomy places the organism in Eukaryota, Fungi, Ascomycota, Eurotiomycetes, Eurotiales, Aspergillaceae. The transcript has a single exon.